AGGCAGUGAUCAACAAAGAAUAGAGAGCUUCGGAUCUUCGUCCUCCUCCAUCCAUCUUUUUACCAUUUUCUGAUUUUCCAGACAUGAAAUCCCGUCGAAAAUGCUCGUACCAAAGCUCAUAUGAGAUGGCCGAAUUUCGAAAAUGUACGAAUCCACAGCCUCAACCACCGUCGAAAGUAAUCCGACACCGAAGCGAAUUCGAAGCCGGCGAAGGAAGCUCAACCAUGGUCGCCAAUUCCUUUCUGAUCGUGAAUUUCAUUCGGACGAAGAGAGUAAUUCCCCGCGGCCUAUUCCGAGGCGGCGAACGCCGAUCCUGAGUGAUCCGCACGUGCGGAUGGCAAUGUAUGUGGCCAUGGCGCAUGCAGGGCUGGCGCUCUCGUUGGCCUUGCUCUACGGCGUUACGAAGCUUCUAGAAGGCUACUGGAGGCCAAUUCAAUGGGCAAUUCUCUGUUCCAUGCCGCUUCGGGAGCUCCGUAUGGCUCUCGUCUCUUUCUGGUCUCGUUCGCUCAGUCUCGGUCUUUUUGAGACCCUAAUUGCCGUCCCAGUCGCCGCCCUGCGCGCUGCCACAGACUCCGUAGUCAACUCCCAAGCUGCAUGCUUUGGCUUCCUUCGUCAGUCGGAGACUCGGAGUAGAGAAAAGGUUGGGUUCUUCAAGCUCGUUCAAUGGCUAAUCUCUUUUGCGUUAUUCAUAAUUGUGUACGAGUAUAUAGGUCUGGUUUCUGUUCCAGUGUUUUCCAUAGCUUGCUUGACUGUGUAUUUUAUGGGUUCUAGAACUAUAACGAAUGCGGGUGUAAGAACAUCGCUUUCUGCACUCUCGUCUUUUCGACGUGGUGGGAGAAAAUUUCUCAAGAAAAACUCGUUGGGUAGCAAGGUAGGUGGCUACAUUACUUGCUGGAUGCUCAAUAGAUUAAAGACGAUGGUUGGGAUCGGUUUGAUCAUGUGUAUGAUUCUGGGUUCUGUGUUUGGGCUUGUUUUCUUUUCUUAUAAAAUUGCUAUGGAAGGAAAGGAUGCUGUGAUAUCUGUGAAAACCCAUUUGAAGGAAAGUAAUUAUGCAGAGAGAAUUGGAGUUACACAGUGGAUGUAUGAUAAUCAUAUUCCUGAAUUGAUUGAUAAUUACACAAUGAAUUUUUACGAUGGUGUUUCGCAGAACAUUAAUUCUUUGGCAGCACAUUACAAUGUGACAGAGAUUGUUGACAGUCUUAGACAUUACUUGAAUAGUCCAUCCCCGAGUCCAGUAAUUUCUAGUACAAGCACUGUCUCUGUUGGAGUUGAAGCUCUGACUCUAUCUGAAAAGUUGAACAAAAUUGGAUCAAAGCUGAGGAACAGUGAGUGGAGAGUGAUUUAUAGAGAGGUUGAUGGUGUGUUUAGAGACUUGAUAUCUUUAAUUAGUCGAGAGGAAUUGAUGGAGAAAAUUAAAUUACUUUUUCUCCAAAGUCUAGAUAAGUCUAGGCGAUUACUAGCUAGUGGGACUACUGUGUUGGCUGGAGGUGUGAACUUCUUGGUCUUUAUGGCUGUGUCAAUUGUCUCAGGAGCUGCAGGAUUAAUGAACUUCAUUUCUGGAUUCAUGGUGUUUUUGUGGCUACUCUAUUAUCUCAUUACUACUGAGUCCGGUGGUGUCAUGGACCAUGUUCUUGAAAUGCUGCCACUUUCUAGGUCCACAAGAGCUCGUUGUGCCCAUGUUCUUGACCAAGCUGUUAGUAGUGUUUUAUUGGCUGCAGCCAAGGUUACUUUCUUUCAAGGCUGUCUAACAUAUCUUUUGUUCAGAUUCUAUAAGAUUCAUUUCCUAUAUAUGUCUACUUUUUUGGCGCUUAUGAGUGCUGUUUUUCCCAUAACUCCUGCUUGGCUCUCAUCUAUUCCGGCUGCGGUGCAAUUGGCCAUGGAAGCAAGAUAUGUGGAGGCUGUUCUUUUGACAGCAAUUCAUCAACUAAUUUUGGAAUAUGGAACAAUCGCUAUACAGGAUGAGAUCCCAGGACAGAAUGCCUAUUUGACAGGGCUGAGCAUGCUUGGUGGAAUCGCACUGUUUCCAUCAAUUUUGGAAGGAGCAAUUAUGGGACCAUUACUGAUGACAGUGAUGAUCGCCUUGAAAAAUCUUUAUGCGGAGUUUGUCCUCUCUUCUGCGGAUGAAACUGACAUUGAUCUAUGUUGUAAGUAAAAAAAUGGAAUUACAUCUGAUGGUAGGCCUUCGCUUUAUGUUGUACCUUGCUUGGGGAAAAUCACAUAAUUAUGAUGAUCCUAACUAAUAAUAUUUAGCGACGAACUAUCUAUUUAUCAUAAUAAUUAGUUGGAGAGGGGGGUGACAGAAAUGAUCAUGUUAGCAGGACCUUUUAUAUCACUUUGUUCAUUUUUGUUAUUUAUGAAAACAGAGAGGAAAAAUGGAGCAUUCUAACCUA
This is a messenger RNA of Humulus lupulus (European hop), 2390 nucleotides long. RefSeq lists its product as uncharacterized. The record is from RefSeq and is a predicted model, not a curated record. NCBI's taxonomy places the organism in Eukaryota, Viridiplantae, Streptophyta, Magnoliopsida, Rosales, Cannabaceae. The coding region runs from base 143 to 2152 and encodes 669 amino acids. The transcript has 3 exons.